Cuculus canorus (common cuckoo) is the source of this 1862-nucleotide messenger RNA. It is a transcript of the gene GSR, whose product is annotated as glutathione-disulfide reductase. The record is from RefSeq and is a predicted model, not a curated record. The transcript has 12 exons. Gene Ontology annotation, cellular component: cytosol; mitochondrion. Gene Ontology annotation, biological process: cellular response to oxidative stress; glutathione metabolic process; cell redox homeostasis. Gene Ontology annotation, molecular function: NADP binding; glutathione-disulfide reductase (NADPH) activity; flavin adenine dinucleotide binding. NCBI's taxonomy places the organism in Eukaryota, Metazoa, Chordata, Aves, Cuculiformes, Cuculidae. Bases 417 to 1685 code for a protein of 422 amino acids.
CGGAGGGUGUUGGUGCUUCCCAGGGAUGCUGGGGUGUUCCCGGGGCUGGCGGGACUGGCUGCGGCACGUAACAGGCAGAAAAAGCUUCUGUCUUCCUUUAACGAGCCAGGGCUGCGCUGUAAUUCUGUGUUUUACGUGCCUUCCCCCUGAAAGAGUUGCCAUCCUUCAGCCAGAAGCGCGGGAAAGGAGUGGCAAACUCCACUCUCCUAGAAAAUCUCUUUUAAGAUGGAAAAAAAGACCCCUUGUGUUUGAAACCACGAAGCUUCCGUGUUCUCCUUUAAGGAAGUGAGGGAUAACAGGCAAACCACAAGACCGUGAGGCGCCCGAGGCUGUUACAGCUCUCUUUUGGCAAAAACCUCAAUCCUGCUUUUAUUUUCCCAGGCAGAGAGCGGGAUUCGGUACUGGCCUGACAUGAGAUGCUCCCCAGAGCAUUGUUUUAUAAAAAAGUGAUGUGGAAUGCAGCAGUCCAUGCUGAGUUCAUCCACGACCACGCUGACUACGGCUUCGAAACACCCAGUGUCAAGUUCAGCUGGAGAACCAUUAAAGAGAAGCGUGACGCUUACGUGAGGCGCUUGAACGAGAUCUAUGAGAGUAACCUGAAAAAGGCUCACAUCGACAUCAUUCGGGGCUAUGGAAGGUUCACUGCCGAUCCUGAGCCUACUGUCGAAGUGAAUGGGAAAAAGUACACGGCUCCUCACAUCCUUAUAGCUACGGGUGGACGCCCAUCCGUCCCUCCUGACAGCAAAGUUCCUGGUGCCAGCCUGGGGAUCACCAGCGACGGCUUCUUUGAGCUGGAGGAGCUGCCCAGGCGCAGCGUUAUUGUUGGUGCUGGCUACAUCGCAGUGGAAAUCGCAGGGAUCCUUUCCACGCUGGGCUCCAAGUCCUCUCUGCUGAUCCGCCAGGACAAGGUCCUGAGGACCUUUGACUGCAUGAUCAGCUCAAACUGCACCCAGGAGCUGGAGAACACUGGGGUGGACGUCUGGAAGCACACACAGGUCAAGACGAUCACCAGAUCUCCCCAGGGGCUGCUGGAUGUGACAGUGAUCUCCUCAGUGCCCGGCCACAAGCCAGCGGAGGGAGUAAUCAGGGAUGUGGACUGCCUGCUGUGGGCUAUUGGACGGGAGCCCAACACCGAGCAGCUUUGCUUGGAUCAAGUGGGCGUGCAGGUAGAUGCCAAGGGCCACGUGGUGGUGGACGAGUACCAGAACACCACCAGGAAAGGGAUCUAUGCUGUCGGGGACGUCUGUGGGAGAGCCCUCCUCACCCCAGUGGCCAUUGCGGCUGGCAGAAAGCUGGCGCACAGGCUUUUUGAGGCCAAGGAGGACUCCAGGCUGGACUACCAUGACAUCCCCACUGUGGUCUUCAGCCACCCACCCAUUGGCACCGUGGGCCUUACCGAAGAUGAAGCCGUGGCCACACACGGAAGGGAGAACGUGAAGAUCUACAGCACGUCUUUCACCCCCAUGUACUACGCCGUCACCAAGAGGAAGGUGAAGUGUGUGAUGAAGCUGGUGUGUGCUGGCAAGGAAGAGAAGGUGGUGGGAUUGCACAUGCAAGGGCUGGGCUGUGAUGAAAUGCUGCAGGGCUUUGCCGUGGCCAUCAAAAUGGGGGCCACCAAGGCUGACUUGGACAACACUGUCGCCAUUCAUCCCACUUCUGCCGAAGAGUUGGUGACACUGCGCUGAGGCGGUGGGUGCAGGCAGCCCCAGGGAUGGCAGCCGCAGCUUUUUAUAUCUAUUAAAAAAUGCCUUAAUGUCAGGUGGUCGCUCCAGAGCGUGCCUGCAAAAUCAGCGUGGCUUGCUUUGGAAUGGACAAUAAAUACAGUGAUGCUGGCAAGUCUCUGUCUUUCUGUUUGUGGUGAC